UAGAAACUUGAUCGAGACAACCAACCCUCAGCACCGCGCGCAAAGACUCCGCCGCUUCGGCUUCGCCCCUAUUCCUGUUUCUCACGCAAACGGUCCGUUCUAUUUCCAGGCAAAAAAAAAGGGAACCCCUCCACCCUCCACACAGUGAGCCUCUCCAUUCUACUACCGAUCUUCCGCUGUCCAAAACUGUUUGCACAAUGUCUACCGCAGUCAUUUCGGCCGACGAUGACCUCGGCGACCUGUCGCCCACUCUCGAGUCCAUAAUACAGCCCAACAAGCUGCGCUGGAUCUUCGUGGGUGGCAAGGGCGGUGUCGGCAAGACAACAACCUCCUGCUCCCUGGCCAUUCAACUUGCAAAGCACCGCAAAUCCGUUCUCCUCAUAUCCACCGACCCGGCCCACAACCUCUCCGAUGCGUUCAAUCAGAAGUUCGGGAAGGACGCUCGCCUAGUUGACGGCUUUACCAACUUGUCUGCCAUGGAAAUCGACCCAAAUGGCAGCAUACAAGAUCUUCUUGCGGCCGGUGGAGAAGGUGCCGAGGAGGCCAUGGCGGGCAUGGGAGGCAUGGGCAACAUGUUCCAGGACCUUGCUUUCUCGAUACCCGGUGUAGAUGAGGCGAUGAGCUUUGCAGAGGUGCUUAAGCAAGUCAAGAGCUUGAGUUACGAGGUUAUCAUCUUCGACACUGCGCCCACAGGUCACACACUUCGCUUCCUGCAGUUCCCCACCGUGAUGGAGAAGGCUCUCGCGAAGCUCUCCCAACUGUCCACUCAAUUCGGUCCCAUGCUCAACUCCUUCCUCGGUGCGCGUGGUGGUCUUCCAGGCGGCCAAAACCUAGACGAUGUGCUCGCUAAGAUGGAGUCUUUGCGCGAGACCAUCUCGGAGGUGAACAACCAAUUCAAGGACCCGGACCUGACGACGUUCGUGUGCGUGUGCAUACCCGAGUUCCUGUCGCUGUACGAGACGGAGCGCAUGAUCCAGGAGCUGUCCAGCUACAACAUCGACACACACGCCAUCGUUGUGAACCAGCUCCUGUUCCCAAAGAAGGACAACCCGUGUGAACAGUGUAACGCGCGACGCAAGAUGCAGAAGAAGUACCUAGAGCAGAUAGAGGAGCUCUAUGACGAGUUCAACGUGGUCAAGAUGCCGCUUUUGGUCGAGGAAGUCAGAGGGAAGGAGAAGCUUGAGAAAUUCAGCGAGAUGCUUGUCACGCCAUUCCAACCACCAGAGUAGAUCAUUUGAUUCGACAUUUCUGGGCAACGAGAUCAUGGUACCGUAAUGAUGGCGAAGGUUUUGUGUAUGUGGAAAGGUUCACGUUCCAGUUGGAAAUCAUCAGUCUUCUUAGAGAGUUCGGCACCCCUAGCAGACGGCAACGGGUAGACUAGAAAUAACGUUGAGACAUGUCCGACACGCUUAACGCACUCUUCAGCAUCAAUCAAGCUUCUGCACUACCAUGCGUGAUGGAACUCUGUCCGCCCAACACUCUCCAAGCAAAUCGCUGUCCGUCAAUGGCAAUUUGCAACUUGACACAGAGCACAAUAUGCCGUUGAGAUUCCGGAAAAUCAACAAAAAUCCCUUCUUCAAUAUUUGUGCAUCAAAUACAAGUCGUAUCCAUUUGCUCCUCAAGGACGUUGUCGGAGUCGGCGUUGAGCUCCGAACUUCGUCUUGCGAUGAGCCAGAUUCGGCAAGGGACUCGCCUUUGACCAUAUCCGAAUUAAUGACUCCGCAUCUUCUUUUGGACAUGCAAUGCUACCUUGCAAGUGGC
This is a messenger RNA of Verruconis gallopava, 1761 nucleotides long. Its product is annotated as ATPase get3. Gene Ontology annotation, cellular component: GET complex. Gene Ontology annotation, biological process: post-translational protein targeting to endoplasmic reticulum membrane. Lineage: Eukaryota; Fungi; Ascomycota; Dothideomycetes; Venturiales; Sympoventuriaceae. The coding region runs from base 198 to 1229 and encodes 343 amino acids. Gene Ontology annotation, molecular function: ATP hydrolysis activity; ATP binding. The transcript is spliced from 2 exons. The record is from RefSeq and is a predicted model, not a curated record.